Messenger RNA from Lates calcarifer (barramundi perch), 1221 nucleotides. RefSeq names its product olfactory receptor 5B17-like. Gene Ontology annotation, biological process: G protein-coupled receptor signaling pathway. The record is from RefSeq and is a predicted model, not a curated record. Lineage: Eukaryota; Metazoa; Chordata; Actinopteri; Centropomidae. Bases 232 to 1221 code for a protein of 329 amino acids. Gene Ontology annotation, molecular function: olfactory receptor activity. Gene Ontology annotation, cellular component: membrane. The transcript has a single exon.
AUGCAUUCACUUGUGGUCAUCACUGUGUCUUUACUUGUUUAUGAGCAGGGGUGUGAUGUGGAGCCUUUAUUAAACACCACAGAUCUGUAAAUCUCUCAUUUGGAUCAUUAAUAUGUGAGGAAGCUGCAGAAACAUUGAAUCACUGUGUCUGUAGGUGAGUCAAAUGUGGCUGAUACAGAUCAGUACUGACUGAUCCCCGUCUGCAUCUGUGCGUAUCUCAUCAUAUCUACAAUGUUUCUGUGGCAUGUCUUCCUAAUCUCUGAUUUUUACACAGAUAUGGAAAACCAGACAUUAAGUGAGGACAUCCUGCUCCUGGAGGGGUUAAAGGUCUCCUCCCAGUCCUCCAUUCCCACCUUCAUCCUCCUCCUCCUCAUCUACACCUUUGGUAUGGUAUCUCACAUCAGCCUCUUAAUCCUGAUCUUCAGGAGCAGCAGCCUCCACCAGCCCAUGUACCUGCUCCUCUGCAACAUGAGUAUUAAUGAUGUGUUCGGGGCCACGGCCGUCAUCCCUCAUGUCCUCCGAGAUCUUUUAUUAUCAGACUCAGAGAGGUACAUUCAUUACAUGGACUGUGUGGUUCAGGCCUUCUGUGUUCACCUCUACGCUAGUGCCUCUCACACGGUGCUCAUGAUCAUGGCCUUCGACCGGUAUGUGGCCAUCUGUGACCCCCUGCGUUACGCCACCAUCAUGACCAACAGGAUGGUGGUGAAGCUCUCGGUUGCAGCCUGGACGGUUGCUUUAGUCAUGGUGGUGAUCCUGCUGGGCCUCAGCGUCCGUCUGUCGCGCUGCAGGUCAGUUAUAUUCAACCUGUUCUGUGAUAACGCCUCCCUGUUCAAACUGUCCUGUGAGAGCGUCCUCAUCAACAACAUCUACGGCCUCACCUACACCGUGGUCCUGCUGGGCUCCUCCAUCUGCAGCAUCACCCUCACCUACCUGAGGAUCGCUGCAGUGUGUCUGAGAGGUAAGAACAAGGCUCUGAACAGCAAAGCUCUGCAGACCUGUGCCACUCACCUGGCCGUGUACCUCAUCCUGCUGCUGUCGGGCUUCAUCAUCGUCAUCCUGCACCGUUUCCCUCAGCUGUCAGACCACAGGAAAGUGGCGUCUGUCCUGUGCGAAGUGGCUCUGCCUGCUCUUAACGCUGUCAUCUACGGGCUGCAAAUCAAAGAGAUCAAGCAGAGAAUCAUCGCUUUGUUUUUCAACAGUAAAGUGGCUCAAAUGACAUGA